This is a messenger RNA of Saccostrea cuccullata (small rock oyster), 1815 nucleotides long. RefSeq lists its product as uncharacterized. Bases 42 to 905 code for a protein of 287 amino acids. NCBI's taxonomy places the organism in Eukaryota, Metazoa, Mollusca, Bivalvia, Ostreida, Ostreidae. The transcript is spliced from 2 exons. The record is from RefSeq and is a predicted model, not a curated record.
UAUUUUCCUCGCAGUAGUCUGAUGUUAGCGCUACCAACAAGAUGUCAACGUCACGGUCUCAGACAGCAACUAGAGGGAAAAAAGAAGGUUUAGAUAUGGAGCUCAAAGGAAAGGGUUAUCCUAAGGGUUACUCUUUAUCUUCGGGGUCGGCUACGCCUUUUUCUAGUGAUUCAGAAGAUGACGUGGGGGAAACCACUGAUAACCAAAAAAUGGAGGACAUCGUAUUUGCUCUACGUACUAAAAUACGAUUAGAUGCUCAAAAAUUUCUGGAAGAAAAUGAACAAAUUCGUCAUGACGCAAACCAAAAAAUAAAAGAAUUGAAAGAAUCAUUUCAAAAUAAGGAGGAUGAAAUAGCAGAAAUUCAGAAAAAUCAUAAAAGAGAUAUUCGCGAAAAAAUCAAGCACAUUGACGAGCUUGAAAAAAAUAUUCAAAAAGCCGAAGAAGGUAUAACUGUUCUUCAAGAAACCAACAAAGAACUUCUGAAGAAUAAAACUGAACAAUCAGAGGAGAGAAAAAGAGGAAUGGCGGAGGUGGUGAAGCUUAAGAAGGAAUUGCAUGAUGUCUACCAAAACCUUGAACAAAUGAAGAAAAAUAUGACUGAUAUGGAGAGCUCCUCUGAAAAAGCAAAGAGCGACCUGAAGGAAUCCUUAACAAAGGAAAGCACAAGUGAUAGCAGAAUGGAAAAGUUGGAAGCGGAUUUAUUGAAAGCAAAUUCUGAAAUUAACAGACUGAAUCAAAUGCAUGCUAAAGAAAUACAAAAAGUUCGUGAACAGUAUAAGAAAAUAAAGUCCCAAAAUGACGGUCUCAAAAGCGACAUGGGACAGUUACUGGCAGAAAUGAAAGAAAUGCGCAAAGAAGUGAAAGAAGUCAAAGAAUUCAAACUGCCACAGGGAAGUAGAAAAUGACAAUGAACAUAACAUUGGUCUACAUGUAAACUUAUGCAGUUCUAAUUUCUCAUUUAACAGAAAAAGAAUUCUAAAGAGAUUUCAAAAUUAUCGUCAUACGAAGAAAAAGAUUAAAAUAUAGCAUUCGAAAGAUAUCAAUUUAACCCAUUCAUCGCAAUUUGAAUCAAUUUAUGGACAUACAAAAACGCACAAUUGCAUGAAUUAAUAAACCGUUUAAGGGACGAUUAUGUAAUAACAGUCUAGCAAGAAAUCCAAAACUAUUAUAAAAUCAUAUUGUCUAGCUGCCUAUCAGUCAACAUUUUAAGAGCUUUCAAAUUUAUAAAUUUCUUUGAGAGCAAGGUACCUACAUACCUACAGGAGGGAGAUACCCUUUUAAUUUGAAGGUCUGUCAAGACUUUUAAUGUGGUUAUUAACAGAGAUGGUCUUCAACUUAUAUUAUGUGCUCAUCAGUACUUUAUGAGUAAAGAUGACACCAAUAUUUCUGAGGGGGUAUACCACAGCCUAUCUGACUGUUUUAGUAAUUGUUGUAUAUACAUUUAUGUUCGUUAUGUUAAAAAGUUUAAGCAUACGAUUUUUUUUUCUUCACCGAAUUAGUUGGUUAUUUGAAAAAGACCCAUAUAAAUAUUGUCAUCAUAUAGUAUCAUCUCUAUGUUGUAUUAACGUCUAUUUGUGCCUUUACAUACUUAUAAUUCUCACUUUAACACACAUUUGAGUGAUGAUAUAUGUCACCUUCCUUAUGAGCUUAAUUGUGUUCUAAAAUUACUGCUUCCUUUCUGAUAGUGUCAAUUUUCUUGUUAUAAUUAUUCGAAUAUAUUGUAAAUAGACUGUCUAUAUAUUUAUGAUACUGUUUUGAUUUCCUUUUCAUAAAACAUGCACGAUGUUCUUUACAUAAAAAACAUUAUGAAUUGUU